CAGAGCCAGGAGCAGAGCGCCGCUGACUUCUCACCAGUAGCCUACAUCAACUCGGAGGAGCGGGGCGUGGACUCAGAGCGACCAUUCCCUGCGCUUAAAUUUGAGGAGACGGCCGACUUUCGAAGGGUGGAGAAAAAAAGACAAACUGACAAGAAAUCGAUCGUUUUGCAGCUGGCUAGAUGCCCCUGAUCUCAAACGAGAUUGAAAGAGCAAAGAGUCAAGAGAGGAAACCUACAGUAUAACCAUGGAUGACAUCUUCACACAGUGUCGGGAAGGGAACUCUGUGGCAGUUCGGCUGUGGUUGGACAACACAGAGAAUGACCUCAACUUGGGUGACGACCAUGGCUUCAGCCCCCUCCACUGGGCAUGCCGGGAAGGGAGGAGUGGUGUUGUUGACAUGCUCAUCAUGAGAGGUGCUCGCAUUAACGUGAUGAACCGUGGAGAUGAUACCCCAUUACAUCUUGCCGCCAGUCAUGGACACAGAGACAUAGUGGCUAAGCUGAUUCAGUGCAAAGCAGACCCCAAUACAGUCAACGAACAUGGAAACACACCACUCCACUACGCCUGUUUCUGGGGUCAAGACGAAGUGGCAGAGGACCUGGUGGCCAGCGGUGCCCAGGUGUGUGUAUGUAAUAGGUAUGGACAGACACCACUGGAUAAGGCCAAGCCUCACCUAAGACAGCUGCUUCAAGAAAAGGCAGAGAAAAUGGGCCAGAGUAUGACCAAAGUCCCCUAUAAGGAAACUUUCUGGAAGGGCACCAUGCGAACACGACCUCGUAAUGGUACACUCAACAAGCAGGCUGGUAUUGAUUAUAAGCAGCUUUCACUCCUGGCAAAGAUCAAUGAAAACCAGUCUGGAGAGUUAUGGCAGGGUCGGUGGCAAGGGGAUGAGAUUGUUGUGAAGGUGCUACAGGUGAGAGACUGGACCACCAGGAAGAGCAGAGACUUCAACGAGGAGCACCCAAAACUCAGGAUCUUUUCUCAUCCAAACAUUCUGCCUGUUCUUGGGGCCUGUCAGUCGCCUCCAUCCCCUCAACCCAUCAUUAUUACCCACUACAUGCCAUACGGAUCCCUCUACAACAUACUCCACCAGGGCACUACUCUGGUGGUCGACCAAAACCAAGCAGUGAAGUUUGCAUUGGACAUUGCCAGUGGCAUGGCUUUCCUCCACACCUUAGAACCAAUGGUCUCUCGGCUUUACCUCAACAGUAAGCAUGUCAUGAUUGAUGAGGACAUGACGGCCAGAAUAAGCAUGGCAGAUGCAAAGUUCUCCUUCCAGUGUCCCGGUCGGAUGUACUCUCCAGCAUGGAUGGCCCCUGAAGCCCUGCAGAAGAGGCCUGAAGACAUCAACAGGAGAUCUACCGACAUGUGGAGCUUUGCGGUAUUACUAUGGGAGCUAGUUACCAGGGAGGUCCCCUUUGCUGACCUCUCACACAUGGAGAUAGGCAUGAAGGUGGCUCUCGAGGGUCUUCGGCCCACCAUUCCUCCGGGGAUUUCACCUCAUAUCUGUAAGCUAAUGAGGCUCUGCAUGAACGAAGACCCAGCCAAGAGACCAAAGUUUGACAUGAUCGUCCCCAUCCUGGAGAAGAUGCAAGACAAGUGAAUGCGUCCGCAGCAACUUGUACACUACCGUUAUUAUGUUUUUAUCAUCGAACCACUCCUUAUCUUCACUUCAAUCAUGUAUCUGCUAAGCUGCUGUAAAUAAUGUCAGAGACCACUUUAGCUACACAAUUCAAAAAAAAAAUAUUAUGUUGCUUUUCUUGUAUAAUUUAAAUUUGAGGUAUAAAUGUUCUUUAGCCUGUCUAUGUUGCUCUUCUGUUAUAGCUUAACUUGAAAUACUGACCAACUUUUUGGUCCAGUGUGAAUUAUAUUCAGCCAUGUGUCAGACACAAUUGCUCAGAAACUGAUACAAAGAAAUGUGUAUAGAAACACUGCUUUUAUACACAUAAACAAAUGCCAAUGCAAUAAAUGUUUUA
Molecule: messenger RNA, 1976 nt
Organism: Xiphias gladius (swordfish)
Lineage: Eukaryota; Metazoa; Chordata; Actinopteri; Istiophoriformes; Xiphiidae
Gene: ilk
Product: integrin-linked kinase
Exons: 13
Coding region: 245-1603 (452 amino acids)
Biological process (GO): substrate adhesion-dependent cell spreading; cell-matrix adhesion; integrin-mediated signaling pathway
Cellular component (GO): stress fiber; focal adhesion
Molecular function (GO): protein binding; protein kinase activity; ATP binding
Source: RefSeq, a predicted model, not a curated record